Molecule: messenger RNA, 3274 nt
Organism: Cicer arietinum (chickpea)
Lineage: Eukaryota; Viridiplantae; Streptophyta; Magnoliopsida; Fabales; Fabaceae
Product: protein STRUBBELIG-RECEPTOR FAMILY 3
Biological process (GO): protein phosphorylation
Molecular function (GO): protein kinase activity; protein binding; ATP binding
Source: RefSeq, a predicted model, not a curated record
UAUUUUCCACUUCCAGAUCAGUGUCAUCACACACACACACACACGCACUCUUUUUUUGUUCCAGUAGACACAGAAAAAUAGAGCUUUUUUCAAAGAGGAAAUACCGUUUUUCAGAAUAGAAUCUCCUUCACUGCUGCUUUUUCCUCAUCUUUCUCCGCCUUUUCUCUUAUUGCUUUCUCACCUCUUUUCUCAAGGUCAGACUUUUUUUCUUUCACCACAAUUUUUAAUUAAUCACAACAAUCUUCACUAUUAUUAGUUUAUUAUAUUUAAUUAUUUCAUGCCAAAAACCUCAACAAUUUCAAUGCGUGUGACUUUACUUUCCCCACUUUCACCCCCAACUCCCAAUCUUAGCCGUUAAGUUUAUUUACUCUCUCUCUUCAGCAUUAUCUCCCAAAUUUCUUCACUUUCUAAAUUUGGAGAAUUAAGCUCAAGAUUAAUUUAAGGUUGAUGUCAUGUGGAGAUCAAUGUGUGAGGUGAGAUCUGCUGCACAGUACAAGAGAAUGAAAAUCUAUAUAGAAGUUCUAGUUGGAUUCAUUUUGGUAUAUGUGGUCCAGUUUUCACUUGCUGAUACUAAUCCAAUUGAUGUUGCUGCAAUUAAUAAAUUAUAUGCUGCAUUGGGAAAUCCUGUUCUUCCUGGGUGGGUUGCUAGCGCAGGAGACCCGUGUGGAGAAGCGUGGCAAGGUGUUCAAUGUAACGGUUCACUCAUACAACAAAUAAAUCUGAUUGGUGCAAAUUUGGGAGGCGAACUGGGUGAUAGCUUGGGAGAGUUUGUUUCUAUCAAAUCAAUAAUUCUAAGCAACAAUCACAUUGGAGGAAUUAUUCCAUUAAGUUUGCCAGUAACCUUGCAAACUCUUUUUCUUUCAGCUAACAAUUUCACUGGAAGUAUUCCAACCUCUUUAUCCACACUGACAGAACUGACUGCCACGUCUCUUAAUGAUAACCUGUUAUCUGGAGAAAUACCAGAUGUCUUUCAGUCUCUUACACUGUUGAUCAAUUUAGAUUUAUCUAAUAAUAAUUUGAGUGGGGAAUUGCCUCCAUCCGUUGAGAAUUUGUCGGCUGUGACCACCUUAAAUUUACAGAACAAUAAACUGUCUGGGACACUCGAUGUUUUGCAAGACCUUCCACUGAAAGAAUUAAAUGUUGAGAACAACCUAUUUUCUGGAUCAAUACCUCAAAAGAUGUUAAGCAUCCCCGACUUCAGAAAAGAUGGAAACCUAUUUAACCUUGAUGGUAAUGCUACAGUAGCUCCGGCUCAUCCACCUCAUUCUCCAGUAACCACCGCACCACCAUCAGGAACUGUGGUUUCUGGGACACCGGCUUCUGGACGUGUACCUACUAAACAUGCCGAUGGACCAACUGCAUCAAAACAAUCAAGUUCCGGGAAAUCGAAAAAAAACACCAAAAGAGUGGUUUGGAUAACUAUUUCUGGUAUAUUGGGGUUUAUUAUCUUGGCACUAGGACUUGUUCUCUUUAUUCCAAGAUGUGGCAGAAGGGAACGGGUUGAAAGAACCUCCAAACCACAUCGGCCUGGAGCAUAUGGAGGCGAACGAAAGAGUCCUUGGGAUAAUGGGCCUCUAGUCCAACCACCUAGUGAAACUGAGAAAGUACCAAAAGUGGCUGUUACGAGGCCAAAAGAGAAUCAUCAAGCUGAGAAAGACGAACAAAGAAUGGAAACACUGCCAAAGCUAUUAAGUCAUGAGAUAGAUAUGAGUGCACUAGAUGUACAUUCAAUGCCACCUCCACCUCCACCUCCACCUCCUGCUCCACCACUUGCUGCUGAGAAGGUGAUUGUCGAGCCAACAACAUUCCCCGGAGGGGAUAACGUCAAUCCUUCCAAAAGAAGCCCAAUUCCUCCCACCUUCGCAAAAUGUUUCACCAUUGCAUCCCUUCAACAGUAUACAAAUAGCUUUUCUCAAGAUAAUCUUAUAGGAUUAGGCAUGCUGGGGAGUGUAUAUAGGGCAGAGCUUCCUGAUGGAAAGAUACUUGCUGUGAAGAAACUAGACAAGAGAGUUUCUGAUCACCACAAAGAUGAUGAAUUUCUUGAAUUGGUAAACAAUAUUGACAGAAUUCGGCAUGCAAAUAUUGUUGAGCUUAUUGGGUACUGUGUAGAGCAUGGACAAAGGCUUCUGAUCUAUGAGUACUGCAGUAAUGGGUCGAUGUAUGAAGCACUUCAUUCAGAUGAUGAAUUCAAAACAAGACUGUCUUGGAAUGCUCGUAUUCGGAUAGCACUUGGGGCAGCCAGAGCCUUAGAGUACUUGCAUGAGCAAUGUCAGCCACCUGUGAUACACAGAAAUUUCAAGUCUGCUAACAUUCUCCUUGAUGAUGAUCUAUCCGUGCGUGUAUCUGACUGUGGUUUGGCUCCAUUAAUAACUAAAGGUUCCGUGCGUCAGCUCUCAGGACAGCUGCUAGCAGCUUAUGGCUAUGGUGCUCCAGAAUUUGAAUCAGGAAUUUACACCUACCAGAGUGACGUGUACAGCUUUGGAGUGGUUAUGUUAGAACUUUUGACAGGCCGUCAGUCCUACGACAGGACACGUCCUCGAGGUGAACAGUUUCUUGUAAGAUGGGCAAUUCCUCAACUUCAUGAUAUUGAUGCAUUAUCGAGGAUGGUUGAUCCUUCUCUAAAUGGAGCUUACCCUGCAAAAUCGUUGUCAAAUUUUGCCGACAUUAUUUCUAGAUGUGUUCAGUCUGAGCCAGAAUUUAGGCCAGCAAUGUCUGAGGUUGUCUUGUACUUGCUAAAUAUGAUAAGGAGGGAGUCUCAACAAAAUGAAUCAAAUGAGAGAUGAAAAUGGUAAUGAUAUUUGAAUAUAUGCAUGAAUUGCAAGAAGGUUUUACCUGCUAUUUUUUCAGAAUCUCAACUAGUGAAGACAUGACACGCGUGCUCAUCAACCUCAGAGGGUUUGUUACAUUCAAUGAAAUAUAACCAUCCAAUAUUCAAAUGCCAAGUUCUGCAAGGAGGUUUAUCCAAUCAGCUUCAGAGAAUUAUAGGCACCAACACCCCUGUAGUUAUUAUUAUUAUAUUUAUAUUAUAUAAUUUAAUGUGUGAUGAAUUUCACGGUUCAUUAAACCAUGCCAUGUUGCUCUGGGAAUUGAGCCAUUUGUUUAUUUGAUGAUUGUUCCAUGAUGAUGGAAUGUGAUUCUGUAGUGCAUCCUAUUUAUUUUAUUAUGUUCAUUCUUGGUGAUGAUGAAAUUAAAUUUUGAUAAUCCUUGUACCAAUUUUCACAUUCAAGCAUUGUAAUUCACAUAACUCAAUUAUAUAUUUCAGAUCAUUGCAAAU